UAUCUUCUUCUCCCCUUGCUCCACCGCUCAGGGCACACUGCUCUGUCUCCGCCACGCAAUACAGAGAGGAGUGGCCUUCGCCGGCGACGAGGCUCCUCCCUGACCAGAUCCCGCCACAGUCGCGGCGGCAGGGGUCGAGGACGACGAUCACGAGGGAUCCGCGGAGGGGGCCAGGGAUUUGGCGUUCGCUACAGCCGAGCACCAGGUACUGCCGCGCUACGACUCAGCUCCUCGCCGACCAGAGCGAGGUGCCGUCGCGGUCCGAUGCCGAGCGCCGCCGCGAGCACCAGGCCGCCGCGCUCGGGGCGACGCUGCCCGCACCAUCCCUGCGAUGCGCCCACCUCCAACCCGGCGGCGAUGGCGAUGUCCGCGAGGCCCUGGGCGCGAGGGAGGCGAUGGCGACCAGCUGAAGCGGCGGCGCCGUCAUCCUACACCGGGAGGCGGGGCCUGGUGGCGCACGAGGCUGCGGGACGCGGAAGGGGGAGAAGCAAGGGAGGUACUGUUCGAGGAGGUGGGGCGCGGAGGAAGAGAGCAGUGGAGGUGCUGACGCUGACGCCGCGGCGCUUCAUGGAGGUCAACUAGGAGGUGGACGAGGCCUUGCAGCUGGCAGCCGACCUGCUCGCCGAUGCGCCAAUAGGGAUCUGCUCGCCGGCGGGGACGCCGUUUUCUUCUAGUGAUGUGCGGAUGGUGAACUGCUCGCCGGGAUUCACCCCGAGCCCAGGGAGUGGGAGUAUCGGGGAUAGGAUAUGUGCAUCGAGCAGAGGGGGCUGGUGUUCACUUCAGGUUUCUUGCCUCAGUCGGAUCAAUUCUGGAGUCCUUGAUCUCCUCGUCCUUCAUCAACAGCAUUACGUGGGAAGAAUUCUGUUGGGGAGAAAAGCAAGUGCAAAGAGGAUGGGGGCUCUACAACAAUCAGUUGCAAGACCAAACGACGGCGUCUUCACGGGCGAUUGGAUCUGAGCUCUCGUCUCGGUUCAUCUGUGCUGCCGGCGUCAUGACGGCGUCAACAGAGCGAACCACGUCAGGUGCACGGCGUCAGGUUAGUCCUCCUCCCGAUCUCCUCCAUCGCUGAAAAAUCCAGUCCUCCUCGAUCUCCCCCUCCCCCCUCUCCUCUGCGCCCGCCUCCGUCCGGGAUCAAACCCCCCUCCCCCACGAGCUCCUCAUCGAUGCGCGGCCCUCUCGAUCCUGAUCCAUUCAGAGGGGUUGCCCCUUCUCUCCUCCGAUCGCCGCUUGGCCGUAGAAAAGAAGUCAGGGCAGGGGACAUGCCGCCGCCGGUGGCAUUUUCCCAUCGCGCCUCGAUUUGGCCGCCUCGGCGGAGGCGCUCGCGGCCUGGAGGGUCGAUGCAGUGCCUCACCUUGGCCUGGAGGCUGGCCGCCAUGGAGCUCGCCUCGGCCUUGAACUGGGGCUCGACGGGGCCUCCCGGCCCGGUUCAUGGCCGCAGCCGUCUCGGCUGUGCACGCCGGCGUCGUGACAUGGUGGCCAGGCGCUGGUUACUGCCGCACCCGACCCCAGCGUGCCCGAGGUGCCUGCAGGCCUCUCCACCAUCUCUGCUCCUGUUUCGCUCUGUUUCCUCGUGGACGCCAAAGGGGGUCAUGAGCAUUAGAUUGGUUUUUGAGCAUUAGAUCCAUUAACUGAAAGAUAUAGACAUACUCUGUAAUCUGUAUGUGCAAAGCUAGCUAGCUUGCAUUUUUAUUAGAUAAGUGUCGGCUUUCUGAGUUCAAUCCCCCAACUAAUAAUGGUGCCAAAUACCAGGUUUUUUUCUACAUACAUGGAUGCUUUCAUGAUCCACUUUACAUUUGUUUCCCCCUGGGUUCAGUCUGAAUCUUUACAAUACACUUAGAAUCCUACCAUCACCGUCACUGUCACUCUGCAUACAACAUUAAUUCUUAUAUCUGAAUCAGGUUGAUUAGCUUUCGAUGUAAUAUUAUCCGGCUUGCCUAAAAUAAAUCCACAUUCUUACACUCUGGUUUCUUCUUAUACAUCCUACAGUCACUUUCUUAUAAAUAUUUUUUAGCAAUUAGCGUAGAUCGAGAUGAGUUUCUUUCAACACAUUUUAAGACAUAAUGUCAUAUAUUAGAUGUUAUAUGUGCGUCAACAGAGCAGAGCAUUCAGGUUUAGUCAUCAUCUGCAUUGCAUUUGAUUCAGAUUACAAUAAGCUGAUUUUUAAUAGAUAUUUGGUCUUACACGAGUCACAUUGCAUUUUUUUCCUAUAGAUUCAGAGUAGUAUUUUCAUGAACCUAUCACUGAUACUUUGCCUUUCAUGUUCAUUCACAUAUGUCUGGUUUACCCACACAAGGGCACAAUGAUGAAUUUUACGGAGCAUCCUCCUGUAAAGAAAGGCUCUGUUCUCUUAACAAGGAUGGAAAGUAUAACGGCAUACAAAAACCAACGUGGACAACCCAAAUCUGCAACUCCAGAACAAUCUGACAUUCCAGUGUCUGCUAAUGACAUGUGUUCCCUUGCUGAAUGGCCAUCCCAUGCUCGCCGCAACCGUGCGCGACUACAGGAUGCUGGUGGACAGAAGAAGAAAGGGAGAGGUGUUCUAAAAGGUUUUAAAGCAUCUAAGAAGCGUUUUGCCAAUGGAUCUGCAAAGCUAAAUAUUACAUUCUCUGAAAAAUUGGGUGGUACAGUAGGAAUGAACUAUCGUUCGUUCAAGGAUGACGUGGUUGUCAUAAUCAAAAGAAAGUUACCACUCAUUGGAGUGAGGACGUGGUCGGACAUUCACCCUACCAUUCAUCGACUCAUUGUUGCAGAUAUAAUAGACAGAUGGGACCUGGAAGAUACACCAGAAACAGAAGAAAAAGUUCUCAAAAUUGCGAAAGAGAGAUAUAGAGGCUGGCGAUCAACUCUAAGCUCCACUUACAAGGCAUACAAAACAGAUGCAGCUAGAUUGGCUAAUCUUCCUGAAGAUUUACAACCAGAAGAGUGGGAAUGGAUGAUUGAGUACUUUGGCACUGAUUCAAAAUUUCAGGAACGCAGCCAAAAGAACGCCGAUAACCGUAAGAAACAGAAGACAAAACAUAUAAUCGGAUCAAAAUCUUACUCGCAAGUUAGUUUUGAGAAGAGAAACUUAGAAACUGGAGAAGAGCCAGAUUGUAUUGCUCUAUGGGAACUCACCCACACAAACAAUGGAACAUGGUCUAACACAGAUUCCCAGAAAGUUUACGACCAAGCACUUGAAGAGGUUAAAAACAAAGAAGCUGAAACUGAAGGUCCACUUUCAAGUGAGCAGAAAAACAAUGUUUUCCAGACCGCUUACAAAGACACUCUGGAAUGCAACUCAUCGCAGCCUCGUGGGUACGGAUACAUGGCCAAAACUUCAACUGGUUCUGAAAAGUUCCGUAUCCAGAUUGAAGAGCAAGCUCGUGCUACAGCAGCCACCCAGGAGCGAAACUCUCAGCUCAGCCAGCAGGUCAAUGACUUAGAAGAUCAACUACAAGCUGAACGUGCUAACACACAAGAGAGGAUUAACUUGGAGCGUGCUGAGAGAGAACAACUUGAGGAGAGGUUAAAAGAAGAGCGUGCUGAAAGGGAAAGAUUGUUGCAAGAGGAGCGAACAUCAAGACUGGAAUUUGAAAAAAACAUGAUGGCAAAGUUUGUAGAAUUGAGCAAACAGAUAGAAACCCAACAGACAUCUAGUCCUAAUAAGACUCCAGGUUCAAGGCCGACUGCUAUUUCUUCAAAUGCGCUCAUACAAGCUGCAGCAAGGCAAUCUCGGAUGUAUAAAGCAAUGGAUCCAAAGAACUAGCUGGACUGGACUCUAGAUCACAGGCAGUUUAGUCUUCGAAGUUAAUUAGGAUGGCUAAAUUACAUUUGAGUUUUAUUUGAUGGAUAUUUUCUAUCAGAAGUAUGAAUUGUAUGAAUCUACAUAUUAUAUGUAUGGUUUUGAAUAUUGUAAUUAAAACCCUGUAAUUUUUUUUACGAUUGCAAUAGACUAUUACCACAACCCA
Triticum aestivum (bread wheat) is the source of this 3947-nucleotide messenger RNA. RefSeq lists its product as uncharacterized. Lineage: Eukaryota; Viridiplantae; Streptophyta; Magnoliopsida; Poales; Poaceae. Bases 2258 to 3745 code for a protein of 495 amino acids. The record is from RefSeq and is a predicted model, not a curated record. The transcript has 13 exons.